AGCGUAUUCUCAGAACUGAGUCACACACGCCAGACAGAAGUAGCACUUGAAUAAUUAAUAAAUUACGUCUUUGUACUCAACCACGUCAAGCCUUAUACUUGGAAUUUUUUUUUUCCCUUUUGGCAGAUUUUUAAUUUCGUCAUAAUUUAUUUCUCAUCUACCGCCAUGUCACCUUUCAAUCUACAAACAUGCGCCCGUCCCAACAUAUUGGCCCUGCAACCAUAUCGCUGCGCCAGAGACGAUUACAAAGAUGACGGAACCAAGGUCCUGCUCGACGCGAAUGAAAAUGCCUUUGGCCCCUCCAUCGCACCCGACGAUGCGCAGGCCAUCCUAGGGCAAGGCGCCACGACGGGCGGUCCGGACCUGGACCUCCUGGGUCUGCACAGGUACCCCGACCCUCACCAGGCCGACUUGAAGCAGCUGUUGUGCAAUUUGCGCAACACAAAGGUGCACACCUCGGGAACGCUGCUUCCUGAGAACCUCUUCGUCGGCGUGGGCAGCGACGAGGCCAUCGACGGCCUGCUGCGCUGCUUCUGCGUCCCCGCCCGGGACCGCAUCCUGGUCUGCCCGCCCACCUACGGCAUGUACUCGGUAUCGGCGCAGGUCAACGACGUCGGCCUCGUCAAGGUGCCACUGCUCCCCGCGCCGGAAUUCGCGCUCGACACCGACGCCGUACUCGCGGCGCUGUCGGCCGACGACGCCGACACCAUCAAGCUGGUCUACCUCUGUUCUCCCGGCAACCCCACCGCGUCGCUGCUGGCCAAGGAGGACGUGAAGCGCGUGCUGGAACACCCGACGUGGAACGGCGUCGUGGUGCUGGACGAGGCCUACGUCGACUUUGCGCCAGACGGCACCUCCCUCGCAGAGUGGGUGCUCGAGUGGCCCAAUCUGGUCGUCAUGCAGACCUUCUCCAAGGCCUUUGGACUGGCCGGAAUCCGUCUUGGCGCUGCCUUUGCCUCGGCCGAGAUCGCCAGCCUGCUUAACUCUCUCAAGGCGCCUUACAACAUCUCCAGCCCUACCAGCGCCCUGGCUUCGUACGCCGCAUCGCCCAAGGGUUUGGCCGCGAUGCGGGCGAGCCGGGAAAAGAUCAUCCAGCAACGGGAUCGGCUCAUUGCCGAGAUUGCCAAGAUUGACGGUGUCGGCAAGUUGAUGGGAGGUACUGCUAGCAACUUCUUGCUCUACGAGAUACUCAAUGCUCAAGGGCAGCCGGACAAUGCGACUGCGCUUGCUGUCUACGAGAGAUUGGCCGAGUCCAGAGGUGUUGUUGUGCGCUUCCGGGGUAAAGAGCACGGAUGUCUUGGUUGCCUGAGAAUAACGGUUGGCACCGAGGACGAGGUCACAAGGUUUCUCGCUUCACUCAAGGAGAUUCUGGCCCAAGUCAGGGGCUGAGGUCAUGUGGGGUAUUUUCAGGUGGCUCGGGUAUAUCACGGCAACGAAAACAAAAAAAGAAAAAGAAAAAAAAAAGGAUCAAUUCUGACGAUGUAGACAGGCGAGCGUAAAAGCCAAUAGACAUUACAAACCUCUUCAUUUCUA
Messenger RNA from Pyricularia oryzae 70-15, 1533 nucleotides. RefSeq names its product histidinol-phosphate aminotransferase. The transcript is spliced from 2 exons. Bases 166 to 1389 code for a protein of 407 amino acids. Gene Ontology annotation, biological process: L-histidine biosynthetic process. The record is from RefSeq and is a predicted model, not a curated record. Gene Ontology annotation, molecular function: pyridoxal phosphate binding; L-histidinol-phosphate:2-oxoglutarate transaminase activity. Lineage: Eukaryota; Fungi; Ascomycota; Sordariomycetes; Magnaporthales; Pyriculariaceae.